Soboliphyme baturini is the source of this 807-nucleotide messenger RNA. The record is from the annotation of a GenBank genome assembly. NCBI's taxonomy places the organism in Eukaryota, Metazoa, Nematoda, Enoplea, Dioctophymatida, Soboliphymatidae.
GCCACCGUAAACAAGCCGCUCUUCGCUUUCGGCUUUCCGCUGCUGAGUCUCGUGAACUCAAUGAUCAACUCGACAGCUUACUAUUCGUCGUCGUCCGUCGUUCCACCGUCCCUGAUGAACGCUGGAAACGGCAUGACGUUCUCAUCGAUGGACGAGAAAAACUUCCUGAAUUUUCCUGCCGGGUGUCUACCACUGUCGGCGAUCCCCCCGUCUGUCCAUCCCAGCGUAGGAGCGCUCGAGGAACAACGUGUGGACAUUAGUCGAUACACUCAUAUGGUUGCAAACAGGAACCUGAUUUCUGCUUCGCAGUUGCAUAAUUACUUUUAUGCACAUCCCGGUUCGCACCCAGCUCAUCCGGCCGGAAACGUUGUAAUAAGUCAGCCCUCUCACAACCCGUUUUGGUGGAAUUAUGGUUCGCAGGACUCUGGCCAGCAACAGCUCGUCAGCAGCGAGGCAAGAGCCGUCGCCUUAAAGAGUGCAGCUUUGAACCAGUGGCAGACUCCGCAGUAUCCCACGUCACGGUAUGCAGCUGUGUCGCCGGCUACCAGCUCAUGCAACCCUGAGUCCACUGUACAAGCGGCAGAAGACUUUCAGCGCCAACGUAGCGAUCAGCCGACAGACGUCGUCAGCACAGGCAACGCUGAAACGACCACUAGGAGAAAGAAGGGAGGAAAUCGAAAGAUGUAUUCCGAAGAACAAAAGGCAGAGUUGGAGAAAGAGUUUUCUUUCAAUAACUACAUCUCGUCACGCAGAAGGCUCGAGAUAGCAGAAAUGACAGGUAAUGGUAAAGUUUCCAAUGAAAGAUAG